GUGUGCCCUCUUUCUCCCUGACCUUGCAGAAAAAUGGCAGUCGACUACUUUAUGCAUGAGAAGAUCUGGUUUGAGAAAUACAAGUAUGAUGAUGCUGAGAGAAGAUACUACGAGCAGAUGAACGGGCCAGUUAGCAGCUCUUCGCACCAGCAGGAGAACGGAGCCAGCACGAUCCUACGCGACAUUGCCAGAGCCAGGGAGAAUAUCCAGAAAUCGCUGGCCGGAAGUGCAAGCACAACCUCUUCUGGGCCUGGCGGUGACCAAAAUGAACUCCUUUCCAGAAUUUCUCACCUGGAGGUAGAAAAUCAAAACCUUCGCAGUGUUGUUGCAGACCUUCAGAUGGCCAUCUUCAAGUUGGAAAGCCGCCUGAAUGCUCUGGAGAAGUCAUCUACCUCCCACCAGCCCUCACCGGUUCCUCCAACCCAGAAAGUGGAACCGUUCAGCGUUCCCUCCAAGAAGGUGGAGCUCCCAUCUGCUUCACCGGCAAAGAAAGCUGAGCCAGCUGCUGCAGAGGAAGAUGACGAUGAUGACAUCGACCUUUUUGGUAGUGACGAUGAAGAAGAAGACCAAGAAGCUGCCAAAGUCCGGGAGGAGAGACUGCGACAGUACGCGGAGAAGAAGGCCAAGAAACCGGGUCUUAUUGCCAAGUCUUCUAUCCUCCUGGACGUGAAGCCAUGGGACGAUGAGACCGACAUGGCGAAGAUGGAGGAGUGCGUCCGGUCCAUCCACAUGGACGGGUUGGUGUGGGGAGCCUCCAAACUGGUCCCAGUAGGCUACGGCAUUAAGAAACUCCAAAUCCAGUGCGUCGUGGAGGAUGACAAAGUUGGGACAGACAUCCUGGAGGAGGAGAUCACCAAGUUUGAAGACUACGUGCAGAGCGUUGACAUUGCUGCUUUCAACAAGAUCUAGAACCUAAAACUGUAUCCGCUCUGAAACUGUAACGAAUAAAGAUCAAGAUUGGGAGCGC
Cariama cristata (Red-legged seriema) is the source of this 967-nucleotide messenger RNA. RefSeq names its product eukaryotic translation elongation factor 1 delta (guanine nucleotide exchange protein) (gene EEF1D). The transcript has 8 exons. NCBI's taxonomy places the organism in Eukaryota, Metazoa, Chordata, Aves, Cariamiformes, Cariamidae. Gene Ontology annotation, cellular component: cytosol; eukaryotic translation elongation factor 1 complex. Gene Ontology annotation, molecular function: translation elongation factor activity; guanyl-nucleotide exchange factor activity. The record is from RefSeq and is a predicted model, not a curated record. The coding region runs from base 34 to 909 and encodes 291 amino acids. Gene Ontology annotation, biological process: translational elongation.